AUGGCAGCCCACCACCGCAAGAUCGAGCUCCAGUCUCCAGCAGACUUCAUCUACCUAUACACCAACACAGUCGCGCUCGCGCGCCGCAAACUAGACCUGAAUCUGCCCCCUUCGGCAAUCGACAAUGAAACGCCCGAUCCGAUGCGCGAACGCGUCAGAGAAUUAGUCGACGAUUAUAUCAACACAACGUUCGAAACAGCCUCUUCGUCAAUAAGCAUCAACGGGCUUGACUCCACAUCCGAACAGUUCCCCUUCCCGGCAGCUCUGACAAAGCCAACCGAGACAGUCGAGUAUGAAGCCUACGAUACAGAGCUAGCGUCGCGCGUGACGGCCCUCUACGCGCAGCUUGAGUCGCUGACGACGGGCAUCGCGCAGCAGAGACGGGACGCGCCGAGACGCGCUGCGAGGGAGUAUGCGGCGCAGCUUAAGGGAUUGAUUCAGGGGGAGGUUGAAGAGGAGGAAUAUGAUGCUGCGAGUGGGGCUGGAACGGCGGGGGAUGGAAUGGAUGUUGAUUCUGGGUCUGGGUUGAAAGGUGUCGAUCCGGCGUGGAAGUUGGAGGUUGCUCUUGGGUCGACGGAGGAGCAGGAGCGUUGGGCUAGUGGGGAUAUUGCGGGGGUUUAUGAGGAUGCCCUGCGGUCUAUUUUGAGGUUGCAGGGUGAGGGUGAGGGCGAGGCGGGUGAUGGUGCGGAGGGGCUUGCUUUGGCUUCGACUGUUGGGAAAGCUGAGAGGGCUGGGCGUGCUGCUGAGGUGGUGGAGAGUAUGUGA
This is a messenger RNA of Penicillium nucicola, 765 nucleotides long. RefSeq lists its product as uncharacterized. Lineage: Eukaryota; Fungi; Ascomycota; Eurotiomycetes; Eurotiales; Aspergillaceae. The record is from RefSeq and is a predicted model, not a curated record. The transcript has 2 exons. Gene Ontology annotation, biological process: mitotic sister chromatid segregation. Gene Ontology annotation, cellular component: MIS12/MIND type complex; kinetochore. Bases 1 to 765 code for a protein of 254 amino acids.